CCGUGUUGCGGGGAUGGGUGACCUUUGACUUCCACGGUGUGUGAGAGCUCCGGCAGCCCCCAGGAAUUGUGCGGAAUAAUGAGAGAAAAGGAGCAGCGGCAGCACCAGCACUACCGAAAUCGCACAGAGCAGCUCCAGCCUUAGAAAGCAACACAGCCACGCUUCAGGACCCAUUUCACACGCUCAACAUUCACAUUUCCCCACUUCUCUGCCUCCCCCUCCUCUUCUUGUUUUCCACCCCCCACCAUCUCUGACACAUUCAGCUUUCCCCAGCACCAUCCACCUACAUAUCGGAUUAAAAGCUGCACCUACAUUAUUAUUUUGAUAUUUAAAUCGUUCAAAAUCAAGCCAACUAUUUUUUUUUUUUUAAUAAAGCUUGCAAACAUGAUGGCGGCAGCUCCCAUCCAGCAGAACGGAAACCACACCGGGGUGCCCAUAGACUUGGACCCGCCGGAUUCCAGAAAGAGACCGCUGGAAGCACCGCCUGAAGCAGGCAGCACCAAGAGAACAAACACUGGUGAAGACGGUCAGUUUUUCUUAAAAGUCCUAAUACCUAGUUAUGCUGCUGGAUCUAUAAUUGGGAAAGGAGGACAGACUAUUGUUCAGUUACAGAAAGAGACCGGGGCCACCAUCAAACUAUCUAAAUCCAAAGAUUUUUACCCAGGUACUUACGUCAGUUUUAUGGGCUCUGCAGGUACCACGGAACGGGUAUGUCUGAUCCAGGGAACAGUUGAAGCAUUAAAUGCAGUCCACGGCUUCAUUGCCGACAAGAUUCGGGAAAUGCCUCAGAAUGUAGCAAAGACAGAGCCUGUCAGCAUCCUGCAGCCCCAGACCACCGUUAACCCAGAUCGCAUCAAACAGACAUUGCCAUCUUCCCCAACUACCACCAAGUCCUCUCCAUCCGAUCCCAUGACCACCUCCAGAGCCAAUCAGGUGAAGAUAAUAGUCCCCAACAGCACAGCAGGUUUGAUUAUUGGAAAGGGUGGUGCAACAGUGAAAGCUAUAAUGGAGCAAUCAGGGGCUUGGGUCCAGCUCUCUCAGAAACCUGAUGGGAUAAACCUGCAGGAGAGAGUAGUUACAGUGAGUGGUGAACCAGAGCAGAACCGCAAAGCUGUGGAACUCAUCAUCCAAAAGAUACAAGAAGAUCCCCAAAGUGGCAGCUGUCUCAAUAUCAGUUAUGCCAAUGUCACUGGUCCAGUGGCCAACUCCAACCCAACAGGCUCUCCUUACGCAAAUACUGCCGAAGUGUUACCCACUGCUGCAGCUGCUGCGGGGCUGCUAGGACAUGCUAACCUUGCUGGAGUUGCAGCAUUCCCAGCAGUUUUAUCCGGCUUCACCGGGAACGAUCUGGUGGCCAUCACCUCUGCACUCAACACUUUAGCCAGCUAUGGAUAUAAUCUCAACACAUUAGGGUUGGGCCUAAGCCAAGCUGCAGCCACGGGGGCGCUGGCUGCAGCUGCUGCAAGUGCAAACCCAGCAGCAGCAGCGGCAGCGAACUUGAUCGCCACCUAUGCAAGUGAAGCCUCCGGCGGCGGCGGCACUGCUGGCGGUGCGGCAGGCCCAUUCGCAUUAGGUAGCUUGGCAGCUGCCACUGCUGCAACAAAUGGAUAUUUUGGUGCCGCUUCUCCACUUGCAGCUAGUGCCAUCCUGGGAACGGAGAAAACUACAGACGGAUCGAAAGAUGUAGUUGAAAUAGCAGUGCCAGAAAACCUAGUCGGUGCAAUACUCGGCAAAGGAGGAAAAACGUUGGUGGAAUACCAGGAAUUGACUGGUGCAAGGAUACAGAUCUCAAAAAAGGGAGAAUUUGUACCUGGCACGAGGAACCGGAAGGUGACGAUCACAGGAACACCAGCUGCUACACAGGCUGCGCAGUAUUUAAUAACACAGCGGAUCACAUACGAGCAAGGGGUUCGGGCUGCUAACCCUCAAAAAGUGGGUUAAUGCCUAAACUUAUUCUAUUUAAUCCCUCCUUUAUCAUUUUCAAGAAGGAUGUACUGUAUUUUGCAGAAGUAUUCUUUUCUGUUAACAUAUUAUAUGCAAAAGAAUGCGAUUUAUGUUGAAGAUGUGUAUAUGUAAAUAACGUGUUUUACCAGAUGUUUCAUAGAAAGAAAUUUUUCUUGAUAUGUUUUAGUUCUAUACUUUGCUUGUGUAUAUUUGUCAGAAUUGUUUCUAGUGUGAGAAGAUCUUAGCCUGCCAUUUUACCAGCAUUAUUGUAGUUUAAAAAACAAACAAACAAACAAAAAAAGAACCAAUUGAAUGUAGACAGGGAUAUGCGUAUAGUUUUCAGUAUUAGUUAAAAUAGGUGAUAUCGCUAAAUUAACUACUGUUAGUUCGGGUCCGGUCGGGUCAGUGACCUGAAAUGGAGUGAGGCCAAAGCACUGUCAUGACAGUCUUACUUCUGCGUAGGGCAUAAAGAAGUAGGAAUUCAUAUUUUAUGAAAGGAAAAAAAAAUAACUAAAAAGCAAUAUAGUUGCAAAAGCACUGUAAAAUAUUUUAAGGUUAAAACUGUGGAUUAUUGUAUUGGUAAGUUUACAAAUCAACAAAAGCACCUGUUCUCCAUCUGAACUAGACAAUGGAAAUAAUGCUGCACGCUGGCCAUGGCCCAUUCUUCACCAUGUCUUGAAAGAAGUUCAACAAAAAUAGCCACCCCCCAAUACCACCUCCAGAGAGGCUUGUAUAUUUGUUUGUUUUAAAGCACUAAAAAUCACUACUGAACCCAUUGCCUGGCCAGUAGAACAGUCAUUACUCCAUUAACAUCCUCACUGUCUAGACAUAUAACUGUUGUUAUGCAGUGUAUUGGGAAUUUUAUAAAAAAAGAAAAAAAGAAAAAAAGUGAAAGUGCCAACAAAAAUGAUGACAGCUAAAAUAGUUAUAACCUGCGACUGCUUGAUACAGUAUGUUGCAUUUUAAGAGCUUAUACUUAAGAGUGUAUCAUUUCUUAACACUAGAAACAUUAGUAUCGUGAAUGUAGAUUUUACUGUGAAGAUAUCUGUGAUUUUAGCUGUGCGCUCCAACGAUGGCGUCUUUGCAGCACGGUGUUAGCAGCCAGUGCAGCUUAUACUACUCGGUAAUUUGCAUGUAUGUGGAGCAUUUUUAUGUCACCAGCCAGCCAGUAUUUUCCUGCAUGCUUUUAAGACAAGGCAGUUAAUCUCAAGAGGUAGUGUGAUCUACCUUUCCCAAGCUUUUGGACAGGUAAUUCCUGAGUAAGCCUUUGUUCCCAACACCCAACAACUGUCACCCUCUUCUGUAUCUCUCCUGAGUGCCAACUGCCCAGGCCAUUGACCCACCAUCUGUUUGCCCACUCAAGGCCACUCAUAGGGGCAUUCAUAACCAAGCACCUCCUCAUGCUGUGCAUGCAGUCUUAAAUUCAAUGGACAAAAUAACAUGCUGGCUACCUCUGGAUCAUCAGGCUGAGCAAUUGAAUUUUUAAAAGAGAAUUACUUCCAUCUCAACUUCAACCCAUUGAUAACGUCCAUCCUGCCAAGCUAAAUGGCAUCCCAGCUGCUCCUUUUCUGUGCAACCAAUCAAAGAACAAUGAGUGUGAUGCUCCACGUCCUGAAUUUCGUCCAGCCUCUUUCUGAACUGUGAUCUUUGUCCUCCAUGAACUUUCCCUUUUGUUCAUUGAACUAUAUGGACUCUUCAUUUCAUAUUAAUUUACUGUGCAAUUUGCUUUUGGACAUUGACAACUUGAAACAAUUCCCUGAUCCCUCCCCCUUUUCACUAUUAAUAAUUCAUUUCUGUCAAAUUGUAAGAGUAGACUCAUUUUCCAGUUUUUUGGCAUUGGAUUGUUUCUUCAUUUAGAUUUCUCAAUCUCUAAAUUUACUAUUUAGAGAAUUAUUAAAAGGGAAUGAUUUGCUUGUUUAAUGAAAGAGAAAAGCUGUAGUAAACUGUGUUACUUGGAAAUGACUUUUAAAUCGUCAAAUAUUCUGUAGCUGUGCAAGUUUUGACAAAUAGUGUAUCUCGUGAAAUCAGUGGUUAGCAUUGCCGCUAUUAUAUUUACUCAUUUUAUCAUUAUAAAUGUGCUUAGUUCAUCAUGUA
Messenger RNA from Acipenser ruthenus (sterlet), 4038 nucleotides. RefSeq names its product RNA-binding protein Nova-1. Bases 385 to 1941 code for a protein of 518 amino acids. Gene Ontology annotation, cellular component: nucleus; cytoplasm. NCBI's taxonomy places the organism in Eukaryota, Metazoa, Chordata, Actinopteri, Acipenseriformes, Acipenseridae. Gene Ontology annotation, biological process: regulation of alternative mRNA splicing, via spliceosome; mRNA splicing, via spliceosome. Gene Ontology annotation, molecular function: mRNA binding. The record is from RefSeq and is a predicted model, not a curated record. The transcript has 5 exons.